AUGGAAAUCCGUAGUUCGGAGAGUGUACUUUUGUCGGUUUCCGUUGCUGCGAGCCUCUGCUUCUGGGGAUGGACGUGGUGGAAGAAUAGAGAAGAUCAAAAGCUAAUGGGGUCAUCAGGACGCUUCAACCCCGUCGUUUAUCAUCAAGCUCGGUCUCCGGGAUCCCCGCGGACACGUGGCGCAUUUAAGAAGCGCGGAUGCACUUGUAAGCUGAUUAAUACCAAGGAUGAUUGUCUACAGAAUAAACAGAAGAACAAAUGGAAUGGUAGUGAUGAGGAGGAAAUCGAUACAGAUGCUAAUCUUAUUCCAUCGUCAAUGCGAUCUACUCGACAUGUCAUGCUCAAUCGAUGA
Molecule: messenger RNA, 351 nt
Organism: Caenorhabditis briggsae
Lineage: Eukaryota; Metazoa; Nematoda; Chromadorea; Rhabditida; Rhabditidae
Exons: 2
Coding region: 1-351 (116 amino acids)
Source: RefSeq, a predicted model, not a curated record